Messenger RNA from Centropristis striata (black sea bass), 1146 nucleotides. RefSeq lists its product as uncharacterized. NCBI's taxonomy places the organism in Eukaryota, Metazoa, Chordata, Actinopteri, Perciformes, Serranidae. The coding region runs from base 68 to 865 and encodes 265 amino acids. The transcript is spliced from 8 exons. The record is from RefSeq and is a predicted model, not a curated record. Gene Ontology annotation, molecular function: oxidoreductase activity.
AGUGGACGAAACCGGUCGUGCUGACUGUAGCAGAUACAUGCAAAGUAAACGAAAACUCGAAUAAAUCAUGGCCUCAGACAGUGCUUUUAAAGUGUCCUCUCUAAAGGGGAAAGUGGCCCUGAUAACGGGGGCCAGCUCGGGCAUCGGGGCAGGCACCAGCGUCCUGUUCGCCAAACUCGGAGCUCUGUUGGCUCUGAACGGCCGCGACGUGGAAAACCUGAAAAAAAUCGCCAAACAGUGCACCGACUGUGGAGCUGCAGAGCCUCUGCUUGUUCCUGGAGACCUGACUGAUGAGGAGACGGUGAAGCAGACAGUGGAGCAGACUAUCACUCACUUCGGCCGGCUGGACGUCCUCAUUAACAGCGCUGGGAUCCUGGCCAUGGGCAGCAUAGAGACCACAGGCCUGGAGCAGUAUGACAGGAUCAUGAACAUCAACGUCAGAUCUGUAUACCACCUGACUCAGCUUUGUGUUCCUCACCUGAUCAAGACCAAAGGCUCCAUCGUCAACGUGUCCAGUGUGAAUGGACAGAGAGCGUUCCCUGGAGUGCUGGCCUACUGCAUGUCUAAGUCUGCCAUCGAUCAGUUCACAUGCUGUACGGCGCUCGAGCUGGCAGCGAAGCAGGUCAGGGUGAACUCUGUCUGCCCUGGUGUGAUCAUCACAGAUGUCCACAAGAGAGCAGGACUAGAUGAGGACCAGUAUGCUCAGUUCCUUGAUAAGUGUAAGCAGACCCACGCCCUCGGCCGACCAGGACAGGUGGAGGAAGUGGCCCACAGCAUCGCCUUCCUGGCGUCUGACGCUGCCAGCUUCAUCACUGGAGUCAACCUGCCCAUCGACGGGGGCCGCCACGCCAUGUGUCCCAGAUAAAGAUCAUGGAUGUUAACAUGCACCAGCCUGCUAAUAUAAAGCUUUCAAUCUUUAAGUCUGCUUGUGUUUCUGUAUCAAGAAUCCUCCUAUUUCCACUAAAACUGGCUGGGAGCUGAUAAACAAACAAGGCUUUACUUCAAGGAGAGUUUUUCUUCAUGUUUACAGCGGUUGUACAGCUCUGGGUGUGAAACCAAUAGAAGGAAGCCCCUUAUUUUCUCACGUUACUAUGAAGUUUUCUUUGAUGAAAAGGAACCGAAAGCUGCUUAUCAACAAAGGUUUCA